Rattus rattus (black rat) is the source of this 961-nucleotide messenger RNA. RefSeq names its product capping actin protein, gelsolin like (gene Capg). The record is from RefSeq and is a predicted model, not a curated record. Gene Ontology annotation, molecular function: actin filament binding; phosphatidylinositol-4,5-bisphosphate binding. Gene Ontology annotation, cellular component: cytoplasm; actin cytoskeleton. Lineage: Eukaryota; Metazoa; Chordata; Mammalia; Rodentia; Muridae. Gene Ontology annotation, biological process: actin polymerization or depolymerization; barbed-end actin filament capping; actin filament severing.
CAUGUCCACACCCAUCCCUCAGAGUGGCUUUCCGCUCCCAGCCUCAGUCCAAGACCCAGGCCUACACAUAUGGCGUGUGGAGAAGCUUCACAGUGGCCCAGAAGAGGCCUCCCAUCUGCCCCUGUGGACAGGCCAGCAGUCGUCCCAGGAUGAGCAGGGGGCCUGUGCUGUGCUAUCUGUGCACCUCAGCACUCUGCUGGGGGAGCGGCCUGUGCAGCACCGUGAGGUCCAAGGGAAUGAGUUCGACGUCUUCAUGAGCUACUUCCCAAGUCCUCAAGUACCGGGAAGGGGGCAUGGAGUAGCAUUUCACAAGAAAGCCUUGAGCACCACCCCAGUAACCAUCAGAAAGCUCUACCAGGUAAGGAGGAAGAAGAACAUUUGUGCGACUGAGAGGGCUCUGAGCUCAGAUAACAUCAAUGCUGGGGACUCCUUCCUCCUGGACCUGGGUCAGAACAUUUUUGCCUGGUAUGGUGGAAAGUCCAGCAUUGCGGAGAGCAACAAGUGGAGGGACCUGGCCCUGGCCAUCCGGGAGAGUGAGCCGCAGGGCAAGGCCCAGGUGGAAAUCAUCACUGAUGGAGAGGAGCCAGCUGGGGUGAUCCAGGUUCCGGGCCGCAAGCCUGCUCUGAAGGAGGGCAACCCUGAGGAAGACAUUACAGCGGACCAGACCAACGCCCAGGUCGCAGCCCUGCGUAAGGUCUCUGAGGCCACUGAACAGAGGAAUCUGACCCAGGUGGCUGACUCCAGCCUUUUCUCCUCUGAACUGCUAAUUCCAGAUGGCUGCUUUGUCCACAAUGGGCUGUGUGGUAAAAUCUACAUCUGAAAAGGGAGAAAAGCUAAUGAGAAUGAGUGGCAGGCGGCCCUCCAAGUGGCUGAUGGCUUCAUCUUGCCAAUGAGAUAUUCCCAAAAUACUCAGGUGGAGAUUCUCCCCAUCUUCAAGCAAUUCUUCAAGGGUUGGAAGUGA